This is a messenger RNA of Nannospalax galili (Upper Galilee mountains blind mole rat), 784 nucleotides long. The record is from the annotation of a RefSeq genome assembly. Lineage: Eukaryota; Metazoa; Chordata; Mammalia; Rodentia; Spalacidae.
AUGACCCACCAAACACACGCCUUUCACAUAGUAAAUCCCAGCCCAUGGCCUCUUACAGGAGCACUAUCAGCCUUCCUCCUAACUUCAGGCCUUAUCAUAUGAUUCCACUUUAACUCCUUCACCCUUCUAACAAUUGCCACAGCAGGUAAUAUCCUAACUAUAUACCAGUGAUGACGAGAUGUAGUGCGUGAAGGAACAUUUCAAGGCCACCACACCCCACCAGUACAAAAGGGGUUACGAUACGGUAUAAUCCUGUUUAUCGUAUCAGAAGUAUUCUUCUUUUCCGGAUUCUUCUGAGCAUUUUACCACUCAAGCCUUGCCCCAACACCAGAACUAGGGGGAUGUUGACCACCAACAGGAAUUAACCCACUCAAUCCAAUUGAAGUACCACUGCUUAACACAGCAGUACUUCUAGCAUCAGGUGUAUCUAUCACCUGAGCUCACCAUAGCCUAAUAGAAGGAAAACGAAAUCACAUAAUCCAAGCAUUAUUAAUCACAAUCCUUCUAGGCCUAUACUUCACCCUACUCCAAGCAUCAGAAUACCUAGAAGCACCAUUUACAAUCUCUGAUGGCAUCUACGGUUCUACAUUCUUUGUAGCAACAGGGUUUCACGGUCUACAUGUAAUCAUUGGCUCUACGUUCCUACUCACAUGCCUCCUACGACAACUAAAUUUUCACUUCACCUCAAAACACCAUUUCGGCUUUGAAGCCGCAGCCUGAUACUGACACUUCGUAGACGUAGUCUGACUUUUCCUAUAUGUAUCAAUUUACUGAUGAGGGUCCU